Messenger RNA from Nezara viridula (southern green stink bug), 1510 nucleotides. Lineage: Eukaryota; Metazoa; Arthropoda; Insecta; Hemiptera; Pentatomidae. The record is from the annotation of a GenBank genome assembly.
AGCUUAAUUUUAAGGAGGUUAUCAUUGGGUUGCAAGACUUCUGCAAGUGGUGCAAUUUAUAUGUGUUUUGUACAUAGUUUUAUUUAUUUUAUUUAAAUUCACAAAAAUGUCCACAAAUUACACUUGUAUCAGCUGCAGAGUAGCUUUCAUGGAUGCUGACAUUCAGAGACAACAUUAUAAAACUGAUUGGCACAGAUACAACUUGAAAAGAAAAGUAAUCAAUUUACCACCUGUCACUGCUGAAGAUUUUCAGCACAGAGUAUUACAACAACGGCAAAAAGAAGAAAAUGAGUCAAAGAGUACUUCAACUUACUGCAAGGCAUGUAGGAAAACAUUUUCUUGUAGCAAAGCUUUUGAUAAUCAUCUGAAUUCUAAAAAGCACAAAGAAGCUCUGAGCAAUUAUAUUAAUUCUGGUAAUGAUGAGAAUAUAGGUGUUGAGGCGGCUCCAGUCAACUCCAAAAAGGAAUAUGAUAAAAAAGACAAGAUGGACUGUGAUUCUGAAGAUUACUCGGAUGUGGAAGAUGUCGAUUCUGAUGAAUGGGAUGAUGUAGAGGAUGAAAAUGAGUUGGAAAUCAGUGAGGAUAAUCCUAUCUUACAGAACAAUUGCCUGUUUUGCAGUCAUCACAGUAGUUCGAUGACCAAAAAUCUUAAACAUAUGUCCGUAGAACAUUCUUUCUUUAUCCCUGAUAUCGAAUAUGCUAUAGAUUUAAGAAACUUAUUGUUGUAUCUUGGAGAAAAAGUCUGUAAGUUCUUCAUGUGUUUAUGGUGCAAUACUUCUGGGAAAGGUUUCUAUUCAAUGGAUGCUGCUCAGGCUCACAUGAGAGAUAAGGGACAUUGUAAAGUACUCCAUGAAGGCCAUACUCUUGCUGAAUUUGAGUCUUUCUACAACUAUUCCAAAAGCUAUCCUGAUUACAUUGAAGGAAUGGAUAUAGAUGAAGAGGUUAACAUUCCUGAAUUAGACUCUGGGGACUUCGAGUUAACUUUACCAUCCGGAGCAACUAUAGGCCAUCGAACAUUAUUUACCUAUUACAAGCAACAUUACGGUAAUGAGCAUGGUGUAGUGGCUAAACAGAAUAAGCUCAGUAAAGUAUUAUCAACAUAUCGUGCUCUUGGUUGGAAGGAAACAGAUAAAGAAAUUGCUGUUAGGAAAGCUAAAGACAUUAGAUAUAUGAGGGCAGUACAGUCCAAGAUGGCAAUGAGGCUAGGUGUGAAAACUAAUAAACUUCAAAAGCAUUUUAGACCACAGGUCAAUUUCUAAAUCAUCAAAUGUUCAUUUUUAUUUUUAUUUUUUUGUAAUAAAUUACAUCUCUUUCACAUUGUACCAAAUAUGAACUUUAUCAUCAGCACUGAUUCUAUUUAUAUUUAUUUUGUUGUAUAUUUCAAAAUAAUUUUAUACAGUGUUUAUAAAUAAACGUUUUAUAUGGUUUGGUAUUUUAUUAAGUUUUGUAUUAUUGGUGCUGAUUGUGGAAUGAUUAAUUAUUUAAUAAAUCAGUUUUUUCUUUCCACAAUA